Messenger RNA from Fusarium mangiferae, 1758 nucleotides. RefSeq lists its product as uncharacterized. The record is from RefSeq and is a predicted model, not a curated record. The transcript is spliced from 4 exons. Gene Ontology annotation, cellular component: nuclear chromosome. Lineage: Eukaryota; Fungi; Ascomycota; Sordariomycetes; Hypocreales; Nectriaceae. The coding region runs from base 1 to 1758 and encodes 585 amino acids. Gene Ontology annotation, biological process: positive regulation of transcription by RNA polymerase II; meiotic cell cycle. Gene Ontology annotation, molecular function: DNA-binding transcription factor activity; DNA binding.
AUGGAUCAGCCCUCUUACCCCUACAGCCGAUAUCCCCAAGACGACCAAGAAGCAUACGACAGACCUGCGCACCCAGAAAUUGUCUCACACCACGGCUACCCAAACCUGAAGAGGUCUUUCUCUGAAGCAGAACCACCUGCUUACCAGGAAAUCGUCCAGGAUCUCCGUGACGACAGCUCCAAGAUGACAGCCAGCCACGAGCACAAGCUCUUGGCCUUCAAGAGGACACAGGAUAAACACACCAUAGUUGACCAGCAAGGCCGCAUGCAACAACUAGAGUUGUCCGCUCAACUCCACGGGAUGUUCUUCCUUUCCGAAAUGCCUGCGAAUACAUCAGAUGGCUCGCUCAGACAGCCUGAGUUGACCUGUUACCGAAGAAAUCUAUUUCAAAUCAGCGGCACUCUUGUUACACCACGAGGUCAACUGUCUGUGAUCACCGAAUCUGGCGAGACUGUUGCAGUCAGCAACAUGGAAGUUACUAUUUCUGCCAUUGAAUCUGUUGAUGGCAACCCGGUCCGAUUAAUCGUGAUUCCGUGGAAAACCCCUCCACCAAACUCACCAGAGACAAACCAAACCCCAGAUCAAGAACCGCAGUCCCUGCCCCUAAUUCCUUUCCAGGACGAUGGGACAGAAUCUGAUGGCGAAUAUGCCGUGUACCCCAUUGGGUGGCGACGCCUUCAAUUCAGGAUUGCAACUGCAAACAAUGGUCGUCGAAAGGAGCUCCAGCAACAUUUUGUCCUUCAUCUCAAAGUCGUUGGAACAUUGGCCAACGGUAACAAGACUGUGCUCACGGAAUCCACGACGGCGCCCAUCGUCGUCAGAGGGCGAAGCCCUCGUAACUUUCAAGCCCGAAAGGAGAUCCCUUUGUUGGGAUCCAGUGCAGGGUCUCGAGGACAAGCCCUUGUGGAAACUGGAGUGGGAGUUGUUGCGGGCCCCCUAAGCGCAAAGCACCAGGAAGCGAAACCGAGAGGCAUUGACGCUCAGCUCCCACGGACAGCCUUUACCUUUAAUGCGCCAAAGAUCCCGGGCACACAGUUAGGCCCAAUAAGAUCUAACUCAUAUCCAACUUGGGGAACACCGCCAGCCCAGGUGCCCUUGGGUCAUAUCCCAAGCUCCGGUGCAGAGAGUUACCCUGCGGCAUCAAUGGGCCCUCUGGCUGGUACGGCCAGUUUCCCUGCUGAAUCACAAGGAAUGCCCAUCCAAUCAUCGAUGGAACCCCCUGUGCCCAUAUCCAUGACAACGACUGGCCCUCCGCAGUUAUCGAUACACACCACUCCGCUCGGAAGCCAUGACCAGGCCAUGAACAUCCCUCGUUACGUCGAUAAUCCAAGGCCGUUGAAGAGCCCACGACACAUGAGCCAUCCCUCCAUAAGGAGCGCGGGCUCAGUAGCGAACACCGACGCCUCUCCAGAAUAUCGAUACGCCCCGUAUGCGCCCGUGAACUCGAGUUCUAGCGAGGUUGCGCAGCCUAGUUACAACCCAGAAACAUCUGGGCCAUCUUCAGUGCCUGCAAGGGACUACUACGCCCCUGCGCAUACCUGGACAUCAGCGUCUGGGGAGCAUAGUACGAAUCUGGCAUAUGCCAGCACUGCUGAGUCUCGACCAUAUCCUUUCCCUCAAGACGAGUACAAGAGUACACCUGCGGGAUCGUCGCCAACGAAGACCGAAUCGAGCCAGCCGCAGGGUUCGUCGGUCUAUAACGGAGCCGCGAGAGGCUCUUUUGAUGCCAUACAUCAGUAUUCCUGGAAUGGGAACUAG